GACAAACAGCUUUACAGCUCAUGUCUAAGGACACGAGACUACAGAUGCUCUAGUGUUCUGUCUGGUACUGAAUCAUGUGAUCCAGACCCCACAGAGGAUGAGAGCACACUGGGCUGCCAUGGCUGAAAAACUGAAUGGUAAAUAAAGAGAGGUUACGUCUGAGAAAUAGAUGGAGGCUCCGGGAGAAAGGACACUGUGUUAUGGCUUUUGAUUUGGGUUUGUCUUUAUCUUUGUCCAUUUACACAUGAAAUUUAGCACGAUGAAUUUGAUUAUAUUGAGAAUUGCUUUGCUGCAGCGAUGAGAGUGGGAGUCUGCACUUGUUGCACACUGGCUGCUUCAGCUCACGUGGAAAAAAGCAGCAAAAGUCAUGUCCUUCUGUCGCCAUCAUCUGGAGAACAGCUGUCAUUGCAACAGAGCCUUAGACACCUGACUGUUCAGGCAGUGUCCACCACAAGAACAUCUUUAUUUCCCUGAAGACAUCAGCAUUAAUUAUGGAAUGUGGUUUCUAUCGGCUGUAAAGCAUAAGCCCUUGAUCAGUAAUAAGUGAUAAAUUCAUGCACAUUUGCAAGACGUAAGUAAAAGAGGAAAAAUGUCUCGAACAGAGGAGGUGAACAAGAUGACAGAGAAUGUCUAUAAGGGGAUUUUAGACCAGUUUAAUCCCAGUCUAAAGAACUUUGUGACUAUGGGAAAACACUAUGAGAAAGCCCUGACAGGGGUGACGGUGGCUGCCAAGGGGUACUUUGACGCUUUGGUGAAACUUGGAGAACUGGCGAGCGACAGCCAAGGCUCCAAAGAGCUGGGAGACACACUGUUUCAGAUGGCCGAGGUCCACAGACAGAUUCAGGUGCAGCUGGAGGAUGUGUUGAAGCUGUUUCACUCGGAGUUGCUCGCCCAGUUGGAGCAGAAGCUGGAACUUGACAUCAAAUACCUCACAGCUACUUUAAAGAAGUAUCAGGGUGAGCGGAGGUCUAAGUCUGAGUCUAUCGAGCGCUGUCAGUCUCAGCUGAAGAAACUCCGCAGGAAGAGCCAGGGCAGCCGCCACCCAAACAAGUAUGGAGACAGAGAGAUGCAGUUUGUGGAGUUGAUGAGUCGUCGACAAGGUGAGCUGGACACACUUGUGGCUACAGGUUACAGGUCAGCACUGACUGAGGAGAGAAGAAGAUACUGUUUUCUGGUGGACAGACAGUGCUGUGUUACCAAACUGCUCAUCAACUACCACUCCAAGGUGAGAGAGCUCCUGUCUCAGAAACUGUCUUCUUGGCAGCAGUCUUGUUCUCAGCCAACUAAACUCCCAGAGCGUGCACUGAAUCUUCUGCGUCACACUGCACCUCAGAGCUCAGGGGCUGCUGGGAUAGCAGAGGUCCUCCGCCACACCAAGCUUGGCUCUGCUCAGCCAGAACAGAGACUCUCUGUUCAGGAGGUCCCUCCUCUGUUGAACGGUGACUCCAGUCGCUCCCAGCAGCAGCGCCCCCUCCCCUCCACUUCUCAGAGUGACCCCUCGCUGACCCAGGACUCCCCACAGACGUUCCGUUCCCUGUCUGCCACGGGAGGAGUGAUGGCCAGCUCAUCAACAGGAGCGUCCCCUCAACAUGCCAGCACGCCCCUCAGCACGUCAGCCAGUCCCCUCACUGAGAGCAGCGGCACCCCGGCCGCCUCCACCCCCUCCACGUCCAGCAGCUCAGCUCAGCAGAGCUCUCUCCUCCUGGCUGCCAACACGUCCAACCUCUCCCCGAGUCUCAUCCCCUCCACGGUCAUGUCUCUCAGUCAGGUUUCUUCAGCCGGCAGCUCGUUGCAGGGCAUGACCCUCCCCAUCGCACACAGUGCUCCUCACAGCCCCCCACUGCCCCACAGCGCUCCUCUGUCCAGAGCUAUGACUCCUGUUCACUUACUGCAUCAGCAGGUGGGACCAGGUGGAAGCAACACUUCAUCACUAUCUCACCAUCCAUGGCUGAUGAAAGCUGCAGAGAUGUGUGCAACAGCGACACUUCCACUCCCACGGAGGCCCGUCAGUGAGAUGAGGCUCGGUGGAUUUCAGGGCUCCAGUCUGCCCCGGAUGCUGCCUUUGUCAGGACCUACGUGUGUUGAAGCUAUGUUUGCUCACAGUCCUGAUGCGUCGGAGGCUGGCAUAGGAGGCGGGGCUUGUUUACUGCACUUCCAGCCUGGCGACAACAUCACCCUGCUCAUUUCUGAGCCCAGAGAUGGAUGGCACUAUGGUCAAAAUGAGCGGACUGGACGGAAAGGCUGGUUCCCUUUCUCCUACACACAGCCACACCACAGUAAGAUGGAUCAUCUCGAGAGCUCCCUCUUCUUAUCUAAAGCUAACAGCACCAGUACGGCCAGCUCGACAAACUGGGUCUCAGGUCUCCCGGCUCUGACCCCGGAGUCAGAGGAGGAACGCUCUUUUCCUCCCCAGAGGGUCAGCACCUUCCGCCCACGCCCCUACAGCAUAGCCGAGGGAAACAAGAUCUCCACAGUUUUAGCCUCUCCUCCACCAUCUCCAACCAGGCCAAACCCAUUUGCCCAUAUCCGACUCCGAAAAACUGUCACCAAUGAUCGCUCUGCUCCCAUCAUUGAGUAAGUGGUUUAUUCACACUACGGCAGCGAUCCUUCAGUCUGUUUGUCCAUCAACUCUCAGGUUGAAUCCUGGAAACAGCACACUGGUUGAUUUGAUUUUACCGUGGUGUCUUUUUUUUGUGGCAAUUUGAUCAUGAAACACUAAACAUAUUGUGUUUCAUGGUGAGAAAUAGAGCAUUAAGUCAACAUGUAAAGACUGAUCUGUCACAUAAAUAUAAUUACUGUCUGUGGUGAAUGUGGUUGCAUAUGAAAAGUAGAAACAGGACCAAUAUUGACUGAAAAUUCAAGUGAAAUGUGGGUAUUAAAAGAAGAUGUAGGUUAGUUUAAAAAAAAAAAACAACUGAUGUUUGAUUCGUAUUUUAGUGUUUAAAAUCAGCAAACUCUAUCUUGUUCAUCCAGAAAAACUAACUGAAGUAGGUUUGUCCUGGUCUGUGAAGGACGCCAUUAUCAUUAUUAGAGUGCAAUGUUUUCUUGAUGUAACCUUCAGUGUAGGUUUAUCGUUAUCGUGGCGAUACUCAAUUUUUUUUCUUUUUGGUUAGCUGAUUUAGGGACUGGCUCCUAAUAGCAGGUUUUGGUGUAAUUUCACAUAUCACGGGAAGAGGACAGGCUCCUACUUUAAAAAUGUUAUUAUGACUCUAUUUCUUUUUGUUUUCAGCCAGAUUGUGGCAUUUUCUUGGUUUCAGAGAAGGUGAACAUUUAAAUUAACCAACCCUUGAUUUCUUAAAUGUGGUUAGAGGUGGGAAUAUUUUAAUGAAACUGGCCCACUCCAUUUAUUUCUGUUUUAAUCUUUACUUUAAAUGUGCAGAGCGAGGGCAGUGCUGUGUGAGUGUAGGAAUCAUUAUCUCCUGUUUAUGACAUACAUUCUGCUGUAAAGCCACAUAUGAACGUAGAUCAUUGUAUUAGUUUAACCUUUUACCUCAGUACAACAUGUUUCUACCUUUUAAUUGAACAUUAGCAAAACGAUUGAGAUGAAUCAUUGUACUCAAAAACCAGAAUAUGCUUAUUUAAUGUAGAGCAACAACAAGAAAAGCUUGUGAGCGUCACAUACUACUGUGACAGUUAAUAGUUGAACAUUUGGACGGUUUUAUUAUUGAGAGAAGUGUUUUUUAGGAAGUAGCAUGUUGUGGAGGGUUCUAAGUAAUGAGAAUGAGAGAUCUCAGCACUUAGUCUUUGGAUUUAAUGUCUUCUUGAUUCCUUUUCAGUCCCAAAAUCUAAAGCUAGACAAGACCUAGGCUAGUGCAUUGUAGCUGCAUGUUUACCAGUCAGACUGAGCAGAAUCCACAAGAGAGAUGUGAAAGCCAAGAUGGAUGGUAGGAUUAAGAUUUAACAAGGAAAUGUACCUUUGAAAGUGAUGAAGAAAGUAUAUGGGAAGUUGACCAACGUCUGAGCAAGUGUUCAUGGUAAACUAGAGACAUCCAAAGUAUUAUUCUGUAGUUGCUUCUGACAGAGUGUGUGAAAUGUAAAAUGUGAAAUCGUGUACCUGUGUAAACUGAAAUGGUUUAUGUUCUUGCUCUAACCACCUUGAGUUGCUGUGAAGGUUCAAGAAAUCACCCACAAGAGAUUCAACAAAUUUUGUUUUUCUAACCACAUCUGACUGUCUGAGUAGUGGGCAUCAGUAAUACAUGUGAAACAAAAUGAGAACUAAUGCUUGUAAAUAGUGCUUAGAAUGUGUAUUUAAUUGAGUUUUUUGGGGGAAAUUAUCACUUUGUAGAACAGUUUUGAACUUUGCAGCUCAAACACAGAAACAAAUUUCUACCCGUUAAGUUUAUCUGUCAUUUUUACUCAAACUCCCCUCAAAUCUGAAUGAAAAAGAAAUAAUACUUUGCAAGAAUACAGGUGAGAGCAUGAUUUAUGAUGGGUAGAUUUGUUACUGGUAAACUGACAUUUGAUGAAAGUUGUGCUUUUGGUGUGAAAGUAUGCAUCAAGAGCAAAAAAAAAAACAUACGCAUAAACAGAUUUAUAUGUAAUUUGUUUUAAAUAUUAAAUGUGCGCUGAAAUAUGUGGUAAGAUGUUAAUAUAUGAAUAAGUAUUUGACAAACUUACACAGCAUGAAGAAAUGUACUAUAGUCGUUUAUGUGUUGUCUAUUUAAUAUUCUAUUGUUCUCUUUCACAACUCAAGUGAACUAAAAAAGUUCAAAACUCUUCUACCGGUGACAAAUCGUUUUCAGAUCUGCCACUAAUUUUCGCUCGUUUCCUCAGUAAAAAAAAUGUUUUAAAAAAAGCAGAAAUAUCAAUAGAACUGCAUCAGUAUUAAAUCCUGUUUGCUGCAGAUGGUAUUAUUUCCCAAUGUUGAAUACUGCUGAGGUCAUCACUCUGUAUUGACAUGUUGUGGAAUAAACAUUUAAGGAACUCUGUGCUUUUUCUGUUUCUCUUGUAAAACAAACUUGGUCAUCUGUACUCGCUGUAAAAUGUGCAUUUACAGGAUUAUGGUAGAAUAAAGUAAACAUACACUA
Molecule: messenger RNA, 5027 nt
Organism: Sphaeramia orbicularis (orbiculate cardinalfish)
Lineage: Eukaryota; Metazoa; Chordata; Actinopteri; Kurtiformes; Apogonidae
Product: brain-specific angiogenesis inhibitor 1-associated protein 2
Biological process (GO): plasma membrane organization; actin crosslink formation; positive regulation of actin filament polymerization
Cellular component (GO): nucleoplasm; cytosol
Molecular function (GO): protein binding; cytoskeletal adaptor activity
Source: RefSeq, a predicted model, not a curated record